Molecule: messenger RNA, 1568 nt
Organism: Nematostella vectensis (starlet sea anemone)
Lineage: Eukaryota; Metazoa; Cnidaria; Anthozoa; Actiniaria; Edwardsiidae
Product: lactadherin
Exons: 3
Coding region: 29-823 (264 amino acids)
Source: RefSeq, a predicted model, not a curated record
CCUUCAUUAAAAGUGUAUUUAUUGCUUUAUGCACCUAAAAGACAUGCGUUUCUACCUUUGCUUCUUCGUAUUCUCUCUCACAUCGGCCAUUCAGAAAACAAGGAACUCCAUCUUUGGUUACACCCUUCUUGCAUCCCCUUUCGACGAGACAGAUGUUGAGGAGCUUUGGGAAUGCUAUAAACUCUGCUAUGACGACAAAGAAAACUGCGCCAGCAUCAACUACGACAUGAAAAAAGGAAGAUGCAAGCUUAUGAAGGUGACUCACGCAAACAUGCCUCGAAGUGAUCUCGUGGAAAUGGAAAAUUCCGUUUACGCGGGUAUUAGAGAGGGUAUCCUAACAGUUUGCUCUAACAUCACCCACCCCCUGGGGAUGGAAGAUGGAAGCAUUCCAGACUCAAGCAUCACAGCUUCGUCAUUCAGAGGGCACCCCCCUUAUAACGGACGCCUAAACAACCAAGCAGUGGGACACAUUGGCGCAUGGGCAGCCGAAAAAGCCCAAAAAGGCGAGUUCCUACAGGUGGACCUCGGCCAAGUCACGUGGGUUACCCAUGUAGCAACGCAGGGGCGCCCGGAAAUGACGUCAGCGAAUAAGACAAUGUGGGCGACUGAGUACACCAUUGAAUACAGUCUGACGGGAGAUCAGUGGCAGAGUUACCAAGACGAGAAUGGUGUGAUUAAGACAUUCCCUGGUAAUUCAGAUCGGAACACUGUGGUGAAGAACGAGUUCUCCCCUGUCAUCCAAGCGCGCUACGUCAGGAUUGUGGUGCAGGCCUGGUACACAAAUAUCGUUAUGAGAGCGGAGUUGUAUGGGUGUGAAGGGUAAACUGGGUUGAUAUACACCUAUUUCACAAAAGGUUGUCAGUGCAAAUGGCGAUAGGCAAAUGGCAGUUCUAAGACCAGAAGUGAAGAAUAUGAAUAAAUCAAAACAACUAUCUAUUAAAGGUUACCAAUGCUUGGCUCUAACAUUGCUGGACGUAAUUUAACACCUUUAAUUUUACGAAUAAUUAGUACCCAUAAGCCAUUUGGCAUUUGCACUGACAACCUUUUGUGAAAUAGGUGUAUCUUAUUUAACGAGCUUUCACGCUCGAUAAAGCUCGUUUUUUGAGAGCAAAGCUUUUCCGCCAGGAUUCCCAGGAAGCGUGUGCGUGUGCUUCAGCUGUGGAUUUCAAGGGUUGUUAAAUACUCCAAUCAUUUUUGUUGAUAUAAAACAUUGCUAGUACAUGGAUGUCUUAUUGUCGGAAAAAGACAUCCUCAAACGGGCUAGGGCAAGAAAUAGCUCAUAAAAAGCAAUAAAAAAAAACAAGGAAAGCACGUAAUUUACCUAUUAGUUCGUUGGCUCAUAGCUAACCUCCUACGCAUUUGUUUUCUGGUCUCUGUCACGCAGUCGUUGUGUACUCAGACACGCAGUCGUUUUGCUAUUUGUCACGCGAUGUUUUUGCGUGACAUACCUAGCUAAAAUGUUUUUAGAGAGGUGGUGGAUCUUUCAGUGGUGUAGAUAAAAGAAAUUGAUAAUCUGGAGUCCAUCUACAAUACAAAAAAAGGAAAUCAAAAUAAACCUGCACAUUGUA